GUUUCUGAAGUGGGGUUAGUGUGGGGUAAAAGGCUCCCUCGCCACCUUUUAUUUAAAAAAUAAUAAUUUUAAUCAAAACAACCUUCCAUUAUUAUUUCAUUUCACAUAAAUUAAAAACCCUUAUAGAAAAUAAAAAAGUUUGAAAUGGUGAAACUUUUCAAUUCUUGUCAGUUAAGUUUAUCGGUAAUCUAUGACAACAGGUCUGCUGAACUUCAGUUCAUGGAUAUAUGCAACUCAUAAAGGACGACGUUAUAGGCUCUGUCUCAAAAACUAGUGAGCUGCCUGUCUAAACAAUAGUAUUUUUGGCAACAUACUUGAAAGAGCAGCUGUACAGCUGGGCAGCUGACUAAGAACGCUAAAAAACUAUUUUAGCCCGUUUUUAAGAUAUACCCAUUUCCAUUUCAUAACUAGUUUCCUUAAAAGUCAACUGUGUAAUGUUUAACAAUAUUAAAUAAAACUUAAAAUAGUUAUUUUUUAGUACAUUUUUAUCAAAGUUUACUCAAUGCAAUUUGAUGGAAUUUUAUCAGGAAAUUUAAAAGCAUAAAUCUUAAAAUUAUUUUUUGAGCGUAUGAUGACCAAAAUGCUGCACGCGCCUAAGGAGCUAAAAAUGCUGUCUAGUUAGGAAGCUCAGUGUGGGCUUUGAGCCACAGCCAGUCAUGGUGUUUGGGAGUAAGUGCGUCUAGAGAGGGCGGAGAAGGACUCGCCUCAUGAGAGCGUAACGCCAGUUAACUUGUGGGCUUCGUAUUUAUUUUUGUUUCAGAGUCUCUUUGUUUUAUCUCAUAUAAACAAACCCUUCUUGAUUUGAAAUGUAGCUGUAAGUGUACUGUUUUUCCCUCGCAAUGGAAACCGUCGUGAAACCGGAGACUGGUACUCAGCUCUCUCAUCCAGAAGUGAGAAGUCAGAUGAAUCCCUGAAACUGGCGUUCAGUCUCUGGGACAGUCAGUGUUUUCAGCGAUGUCUCCUCAGGGAGGGGGAGAAUAUAAGCCAGGUACGGUUGUGCCACCGGUACCCCCGAGAAGAUUCAGGGGCAGAGCUUUGUCCACCGCGGUGAAGAGCCGUUUCGGGUCCGCAGCGGAGCGCCGGGUGAAGUGCGUGCUGGUCGGUGAUGGUGCAGUGGGAAAAACUAGUCUCAUUGUGAGCUAUACCACCAAUGGAUAUCCCACCGAAUAUGUUCCAACAGCUUUUGAUAACUUUGCAGCAGUUGUAGCUGUGGAUGGCAAGCCUGUGAAACUUCAGCUUUGCGAUACUGCUGGCCAGGAUGAGUUUGACAAGCUAAGGCCGCUGUGUUACACCAAUGCUGACGUCUUCCUGCUCUGCUUCAGUGUGGUAAGUCCCUCCUCCUUCCAGAAUGUGAGGGAAAAGUGGGUGCCUGAGAUCCGCUGGCACUGCCCAAAGGUACCCAUACUGCUGGUCGGCACUCAGGCUGACCUCCGGCAAGAUGUCAAAGUGCUCAUUCACCUCGCGAAAUAUAAAGAGCGUCCAGUGGACCCCCAAGAAGCCUUCUUAUGUGCUGAAGAAGUGCAGGCUGUCUCAUACAUGGAGUGCUCAGCACUCACCCAGAAGAACCUGAAGGAGGUGUUUGACACAGCCAUAGUGGCCAGCAUCCAGUACUCUGACAGCCAGCAGCAGAAAAGACUGAAGAAGCGCACGCCUGAUAAAAUGAGGAAUCUCUCCAAGUCUUGGUGGAAAAAAUACUGCUGUCUGGCAUAAAAGAAAUAAUCCGAUUUUGUACUGUUGUUGUGGAUGCAGUUUGACUGUAAAUUGCUUUUUUGAAUACAACUGGAAACAAAUACAUCUGCUUUUUUAGUGGAUUAAUUGGAGUAGAGGUGGUCAUGAGACAUUGAAGAGGACAUAAUCUGUAGAAAAGAUCUGUUUGUCAUGAAAUGGAAUGAUUCAUAGCCAGCAGAUUCCAAGGUAUCGGUUACAAUGGAUGACAGUACUCCAUUGUACAUUUGAGGAUCUGUUCCUCAUUUGGAAAGUCCCAGGUUAACCUCAAAUGGUCAUUUAAACAAAUUAGGGCAAGAGUCAUCUGUCUUUCUUUACCUUAUCUUCUGCUGAGGAGGGUUUCAAAGUGGAUUUAUGAGCUGCCCCAUUGCUACAGAUCUAGUCAGACUACCAGUCACCUUUCCCAGAAUUUUACUCCUCCAUCCAAAUUUCGCUACACUGUGAGAAGCAAAGACCAUCUUGGUUCAUUUCAACAAAGCCUAGGAUUGUGUUGGUGUUAUAACGUUCAUCUUUGCUAAAGACCCACAAAUGAUUCCCAAUUACUUGCAUGAACAGGAGAACCUGUUCAGAACAGGAGUUCUGUCAUUUGUAUAUCAAAGUAUUAGUGUGAUCUAGAAUAAAAGCAAAUGUUUGGGCAGACUGUCAACUUGACAUCACUGAUAUGUAUUUGGUUGUCUUGUUAGGGUGAAUGAUAGUCCAUUUUAGAGACAGCAGGUCACUGGCACAUCUCUCCAGGCUCCCUUGUUUACAUUUGGUCCAUACCCAAACAUACUGUGCCAUUGUAAGUGAGAGUAGGCUAGUAGGCCAGUUGGACUGUAUAUCUGGUCAUAGAACCUGGAGCUUCAUCAACAACAAUGUUUUGAGUUCAACAAUUCAGUGCUGUUAGGUCUGAUAGAGUAGAAAUGUGCUGGAGUCAGAAGUACUGUAUUUGUACAUAUACAGUAGACUGGUCAUUCAUGACAGAAUAACCAACACAAAUUGUUUUCCAGAUUUUCAACUGGAAAUUACAGACCAGUGAUCAUCAUUGCUUUCUAAUUACUUCCCAUUAAAAGGAAUGGAAUGGUUUCAAACUCUUAAUGGCAAUGCAGUUUAUGGCACUUUUUAACAUCAACAUUGUCACAGAAAAUAUUUUACUGGAAACGAAUUUUUCUAUAGUUCUAGUUGUGCAAUGAUGUCAUCCACAUCAUGCUUUGAUAAGCAUUAUAGUCCUGUCAUCAAAGAAAGUCUGUAUAACAUUUGGGGAGGAUUGUCCCAGGGCAAACUGCACUUUUUAUUAAACUUCCACGUCAGAUAAACUGGUAAAGUAACCUGCUGCUAUGCGAUAUGUGACCAAGUGUAAAGUUAAUGUAAGGAAAAGUUAAUGUUUCACUGUAUAAGCUGGGGUAAAUGUUAAAGAACUACUGACUUCACUAGUGGUAAACAUUUUCCUUCAUGGGCACCGAAUGAACCAAGAAUGAAUCAAGAUAAUUGACAAAAGAGAGUUCUUUGUUUGCCACUUCUAAUGUUUUAUUAUGCCUGACCCUGCUGGAAAAAACAGCUUAAACCAGGAUUAAUUUCCAUGCUGUUGGACCAGUAUAGCUUUGGCGGUCACCACACCACAAAAACUUUUUGUCUUUGUUUCCAGUAAAAUAUUUAAUUAUACUUAAAACAAGAUAAAUUUACUUGAGAAGCAAAAUGAAAUAAGAUAUGCUGUCUUGUUUUCAUGGAAAUCUAACAAAAUACACUAAUGUUUAUGCUUAUACAGUAAUAAGAAAAAAAAUUCCAGUGGGGAAAGAAAAGAACUUGAUUCAAAUUUGAAAACAAGUUUAUUUUUCUUACCUUAUUGUCAAAUAGUUUUUUCCUGUUUUAAGCAUAAACCCCACAAAAAAAUGUUUAAUCUGAUAACAAGACUUAAUAUCCUAAGUCUGCUUAUUAAGGUUUUUUCUUUCUUCGUGUUUUAGUGUUUAGAUAUUUUUAGAUAUUUUUUACCGGAAAAUAAGACAAAGACAAAAAAAGUUUUGGUAUUUUUUUAUUUUUUUGCAGUGCAGCGAAACGUAGCUGCUGAAGGUGGUCAGCCAGCAUGGUCCUUCUAGAUAAGCUGUUUGACCAUGGAAUUCUUGCUGUUUAAGCUUGUUAAUAUGCCUGGUGGGGACACCAGCAUCCAAAACACAACAUAAGCUGGUAACUAGCACUGCUGGUCUUUUCAGCAGGGGAAUGUGGCAAAGUGUUGAAAAAGUGUUGAGAAAAAAGUAAGUGGCUCUCAGCAAGUGAUUACAGUGUUGUAAACUGCAAGUGUUGAAGGUAUGGCAUAGUGUGAGUUGUACCCCCGAAUCAAACAAUCAUAUUGAUUUUAAGCUCAGAAAACAAGCUAUGUUAUGUAAAAGUGAUUUUGUCAAAAGGAUAGGCAUACUGUAAACAGUACAUUGUAUUUAAUCAUUUAUCAAAAAACAUAUUUGUGGUCAUAUAAUGUGAAUUUCAAAAUCAUUUAUGUUGCAAACCUGUAUAACUUGCAGUCUUCUGUGGAACACAAAAGAAGAUGUAAGGCAGAAUGUUAGCCUCAGUCGCCAUUCACUGUUUAUGUAUGGAAAAAGAGAUGAAUGUGAAUGGUGACUGAGGCUGUCAGAAUCUAACAUUCUGCCUAACAUCUGUUUUCGUGUUCCAUUGGAACAACAUGAGGGUGAAUAAAUUAUGACAGAAUUUUGUCUUUUUGAUGAACUAUCCCUUUUUGUUCAGACUGACCGAACCAUUUGAGUGCUAAAGGGCUGUGUACUUUCACAGGGCAAGAUCAAUUGCUUGGUCAGAGGUUUUUUGACAAGUAGCCAAACUUCCAAUUCAAACACAUGCUAUGUGUUUAUUCACUGAUUUGUUUUGCAUGUAAGUUGCAUUGCAGUGCUGGAUAUUUACUGUGUGAGAGAGCUCAUUGCUGCAGCAUCCCACCAGACAGAACUGUUCAGAAUCUGGUGGCAGUUCAGAUGAAACUAACAUGUAAUAACAGAUAUUUGCCUGUAUGUUGUUAUCUUUCUUGAAAUAAAUAUACAUUUUUGG
Myxocyprinus asiaticus (Chinese sucker) is the source of this 4749-nucleotide messenger RNA. RefSeq names its product rho-related GTP-binding protein RhoU-like. The coding region runs from base 955 to 1710 and encodes 251 amino acids. Gene Ontology annotation, molecular function: GTPase activity; GTP binding. The record is from RefSeq and is a predicted model, not a curated record. NCBI's taxonomy places the organism in Eukaryota, Metazoa, Chordata, Actinopteri, Cypriniformes, Catostomidae. The transcript has 3 exons. Gene Ontology annotation, biological process: small GTPase-mediated signal transduction.